AUGUGUGAGACACUUCUGGAGGACGGCGCCCCAUCAGGUCCGCCCACCAUCGUGUCUCGGAUCGUGACGGCAGAGUGCUGGCAGCAUCAGCGCCUCUUGUACUUCAAGUCGCCUGACAUCCUGUUGUCCUUGUUAAAUGCCCGCCUGCAAUGUAUCGUCUGCCUCAAAUGGACAACGAGCCCCUUGCAAUCCUCCAACUUAGUCGAAUCCGGGGAGUUAUGUGGGGUAGUACACCCAAAUCUUCAGACGGCCUUCGUCUUCUCUCGAAACAUCAUCGCCGGUGACGAUGUACAGGAAAUCGAGAAGGCACAGCCCGAUGAGGCGAAGAAGGGUGCGGAGGACGCACAGGGAGAAGUCGAGAUGCUGCUCAACAAAGAUUCAGGUCACGGUUUGCGCCCAUACCUGACUAUCUCGUCGGCCCUCGAAUGGAAGGUCAGGCCUGCCGCCUUCUUUGCCCACCAACCAGAGGCUCUGGGGGCGACCAAUGGUACCAAGAAGAGCUUCGCUCUUCGCAUCCUCUCGGGCUUGUACAAGCACCUUUUACCCCUGGACCCGAAGCAAUCGGAGAACACUUGA
This is a messenger RNA of Diaporthe amygdali, 576 nucleotides long. RefSeq lists its product as uncharacterized. Bases 1 to 576 code for a protein of 191 amino acids. The record is from RefSeq and is a predicted model, not a curated record. Lineage: Eukaryota; Fungi; Ascomycota; Sordariomycetes; Diaporthales; Diaporthaceae. The transcript has 3 exons.